Molecule: messenger RNA, 1131 nt
Organism: Schistocerca piceifrons (Central American locust)
Lineage: Eukaryota; Metazoa; Arthropoda; Insecta; Orthoptera; Acrididae
Product: sodium channel protein Nach-like
Exons: 8
Coding region: 1-1131 (376 amino acids)
Biological process (GO): sodium ion transmembrane transport
Cellular component (GO): membrane
Molecular function (GO): ligand-gated sodium channel activity
Source: RefSeq, a predicted model, not a curated record
AUGUUGAGGCAGAAGGAAAAAAGUGAUUGGUACGGCAGGGCUUCUGGAGAAGCUGACCACACAGAAAGAAAAUCAGGCCGAAUGAAGUCGCCACUGCCCAAUGACGACGCCCUGCUGCUCCAACCUGCUGUGAUUUCCAGGUUCCGUUUGCCGUGCGAAGAAGUUAUGGAAAACUGCAAGUGGAAAGGCGAGCCCUUCAACUGCUGUGACCAGUUCGUGCCACUGGAAACAGAGAUGGGAAUCUGUUUCGCCAUUAACAGCAUACACGCAUCACGAGAAGGAAUAUCGGAGCCGCCACUGGACAUGCGUGUCAACUCCAGCACAGGGCCUGGUUCACUCUACAUCGAGUUUCUGACCAAUGUUGAGGCGUUCGUACUGUCGCGGUACGAGGUGCCGCACAUGAACACAAAGGACCGGAACAUCUUGAGAAUGGAGGGGACCAUGAACCGGCGCCGCGCCUUCACCGUGCAGGAAGUGUUCAACGAGCGGGAUGUGCACGACCUGAGCAUCCGCCAGCGCCGCUGCCGCUUCCCGUACGAGAACAACCUCGCCGUCUACGACAAGUACUCCUACACCGGCUGCAUCGUGCAGUGCCGCAAGGACGCCAUGAUGAAAUUGUGCAACUGCUCCACCCACCAGGUGCCCAAAGCCCGUCCAGAAGAACAUUGCAACCUGAGGGAGAUCCUGUGCAUUGGGAGCCACGAGGACUACCUGUCGGUGAUGCGCAGCAGCACGGGCGUGCGCAAUGCGCUGUUCUGCCCCUGCACGACCAGCUGCGAGGACCAGAUCAUCACCAGCACGUACGGCUCGCUGACGUACAAUAAUUCCAUGGAGCUGAAGUCCACGCUGCUAUUGGAACAACAAAACGUACCAACAGAGAGAUUCAAGCGGUACGUCGUGAGGGGUCCUCUGGACAUGGUCGUGUCCAUGGGUGGAGCGACAGGACUUUUCGUGGGCGCCAGUCUGCUCAGCUUCGCAGAGAUCAUCUACUACUUCACGGCGCGCGCCUACGCCAGCGUGAUGCUCAAACGACGCUCAAAGGAGGAGGAGCAAAAGCAAGGCCCGCUGCUGCCGCUGAAGCGCCGCCGAAAUGUCUCCAAGUCACUGCUGGCCACCCGCACCAACAACUAA